Molecule: messenger RNA, 707 nt
Organism: Ceraceosorus bombacis
Lineage: Eukaryota; Fungi; Basidiomycota; Exobasidiomycetes; Ceraceosorales; Ceraceosoraceae
Source: the annotation of a GenBank genome assembly
AUGCAGUUCCCCAAGGUUGUUCUCGUUACACUCGCCAUCGCAGCCGCUUGGAGCAGAGCUCAACCUAUACCAUCCCAGAUGAGCCGGCCAAUCGAAAAGGCACCUGUGGAAGAUCUUGCAGAAUACCCGACGCUCGGUCUGAGUGCAUUGCAGGCAAGUGAGUCGCAAGCUGUCCUCAACAAGUGCGUCUUCGUGAUCGUCACUGACAAGUCACGCCCUCAACGAUGUCAGCGUCUGUGCCUGAAACAAGGUCUUUCCAAAUGACUCUCCACGAAGCAGUACACAGGCCGUGUCUCGAGCCCGAUACGCCCACGGCGGCGCGUCUGAACAGGGCGAUCAACAGCAUUACACGGGUCGUCUUUCGCCUCUGGAUCACUAUUCACAAAGACAGAGCUGCUAUGCCUCUUUGACACGCGCAACGACUGCUCCCAAACGUCUCUCAGCUAUCACGACGGUCACACCCUUCUCAAUUCAGUGACUUUGUCAGCUGCGCCAUCCCUUACUGCGGCCUCAGCCUCUUCGGCACGGGGGCAGGGAUCGGUGUCCCGUUCUACGCUAAGAAAGAAGCCACACGUAGGGGAAGUGUCAAGGAAAUGAGGAAAGUACUGGCCGGGAACAAGCCAUCCGGCAAAGCGAAAGAAAAUGCAAAAGAGUAUGCGCAGAAGCACAAGGAGGAAGAGGGUGAAACCCAUGCCGGGAAGCAUUAA